GGGAGUCCAGAGGCUGGGAUUUCAAGUCGGCGUUCAAACCCGCCGUGUUCGUGUUUACUCUCUGAGUAUUCACUAUACGGAUAAGACAGGACGCGCUCGGAGAAUGGCGCUUCAGAGAUAACAGCUGGCACCAGUGGAGAUUGUCAAACUGCGGUAUUUUAUUGGCGGACAAGUUUUUGCGUCUUCACCCAAGCUAUAUCGUAGUCAAACCCAUUUGGCCAAGUCGAAAUGGACUCGUUUUACUAGUGUCGUUAGAUAUUGAAGUAACUAUCAUUAAGAUAGAAAUCUCUUGAAUUUUAAGCAUGUCCUUGGUACGCGAGAAACAGCUGCGUUACUUUCUGAAGCUGCCCACACUGAGCAUUCUCAUUCUGUAAGUGUUGAAUCGGAGCGGAACUUUGGUUCAUUUCGAAGUUGGAGGGCACUGACUGAAUUUGUGGCUACGGAACAGUGUAUUUUCUGAGGAAAUAUCGUGCCCUCCACAGCGAGUCGACCAGCAUAGAGAGCGGAAGGACAACUUUUUCGAGAGCAUCUGGGACAUUUCGCAGUAACAGAACCGAGAAAGAUGCUCUGUGUGUGGAUACAGCGUGAUCAAGCUCCCGGUGCUCUACUAACUGUAAUUCUCAUUUAUGGAACCUUCAUGUGCAAUGCAGAUGCCAGUGACUAUGCUGAGGUUCUGCCUGACUCCUUCCCAUCAGCACCUGCUGAGCCACUCCCGGAGUUCCAGAGUGAGCCGGAAAAUGCUUUCAUUGUGAAAAAUAGACCGGUGAAGCUGUCCUGCAAGGCAGCUCCAGCCACCCAGAUCUACUUCAAAUGUAACGGCGAGUGGGUCAACCAGAAUGACCACGUCACCCGGGAGAGCCUAGACCAAAUCACAGGUCUGGUGGUGCGAGAGGUGGAUAUCUCUGUGUCCAGGACUCAGGUAGAGGAGCUCUUUGGCUUGGAGGAUUACUGGUGCCAGUGUGUGGCCUGGAGCUCUGCGGGCACCACCAAGAGCCGGCGGGCAUAUGUCCGUAUCGCGUACCUGAGAAAGAACUUCGAACAGGAGCCGCUCAGCAGGGAAGUGCGUCUGGAACAGGAAGUCUUGCUGCAGUGCCGCCCACCAGAGGGCACCCCACCCGCUGAGGUGGAAUGGCUCAAGAACGAGGAGCUCAUCGACCCCGCACAGGACUCCAACUUCCUCAUGACUGUUGACCAUGACCUCAUCAUCAAGCAGGCUCGCCUCUCUGACACGGCAAACUACACAUGUGUGGCCCGAAAUGUGGUUGCCAAGCGACGCAGCAGCACUGCUACGCUCAUUGUCUAUGUGAGUGGUGGCUGGUCGUUAUGGACUGAGUGGUCUGAGUGCAAUGCACAUUGUGGGCGGGGUUGGCAGCGACGGACAAGAAGUUGCACCAAUCCAGCACCUCUCAAUGGAGGUGCCUUUUGUGAGGGCCAGCCCUUUCAAAGGGUUACCUGCACCACCCUCUGUCCAGUGGAUGGAGGCUGGACGGAGUGGGCGAAGUGGUCAGCGUGUAGCACUGAGUGCACACACUGGCGCAGUCGCGAGUGCCAGGCUCCAGCGCCACGCAAUGGGGGGCAUCACUGCAGUGGCAGCAUGAUGGAGAGCAAGAACUGCACCGAUGGACUGUGUGCCCGCAGUGAGUCACAUGACCACCCGUCACAGUUCCACCGGUUAUGGUUAGUGCCGGCUCGGGAUCAGGGAGGAUCCUGUGGGCUUUCAGAUAAAAAGGUUUCUCUUGAACAUACAACCCAUCCGCUAGACUCUGGUACAGGAGCAGCAGUGUAUGCAGGGCUCGUGGGGGUUCUGUUGUUGUGUGUGAUCCUCGUGCUCGGUGUGGGAAUCCUGGCUUACCGCCGCAGCUGCCGCCAUCUCCACGGUGACAUCACUGACUCCUCAUCCGCCCUCACAGCAGCCUUCCACCCUGGCAACUACAAACCGCCAAGACAAGACAACCCUCAUCUGCCACACUCCUCAGCCCCGCCCGACCUCACCGCCAGUGCCGGAACCUUCUGCAGGCCGCUCUUCUCCUCCUUGCAGCAAAGCACACUAGACUCGCACCACAAGAUCACCAUGACGACCUCGCCCCUGCUGGACACCAUCCCCAGCUUGAAGAUAAAGGUGUACGACUCGUCUACCAUGUCCUCCAUGGAGCUGCCCGCCGGGCUGAGUUCCGUCGAUGCCGAGAUCAUGAGCCUGAAGACGGUGGGCAGCGGCCAGCGAGAACCCUAUGUGCACACGCUGCCCGGCGAGCCGGCGUACAAUGCCAGCGCCACGCUGGGCAGCCUCGGCGGACGUCUUGCCAUCCCAAACACGGGUGUGAGCCUGUUGGUGCCUCCAGGAACCAUUCCUCAGGGGAAGUUCUACGAGAUGUACCUCAUCAUCAGCAAAUGGGAGAAGACUACGUUGCCAUCGGAAGGCGGUCAGACGGUGCUGAGUCCGGUGGUGAGCUGCGGGCCCUCUGGUAUGCUCCUGAGCCGGCCUGUCGUCCUGACACUGCCCCAUUGCGCCCAACUGGAGACCCCAGAUUGGAGUCUCACCCUGAAAACGCAAACCAACCAAGGAGCCUGGGAGGAGGUGCUGACAGUAGGGGAGGAGAGUCUGUCAUCACCAUGUUACCUGCAGGUGGAGGAGCACAGCUGCCACAUUCUAAUGGAGCAGUUGGGCACUUACGGCCUGGUGGGUCAGUCAGUUCCACCUCAGCCUGCCUGUAAGAGGCUGCAGCUGGCCCUGUUUGCCCCACGAGCACCCUGCCUCUCUCUGGAUUACAGCUUGAGAGUCUACUGCAUACAAGACACCCCACAUGCCCUAAAGGAAGUGUUAGAAUUAGAACGAAGUCUUGGUGGGGUGUUGUUGGAGGAUGCCAAACCCCUCCUAUUCAAGGACAGUUACCACAACCUGCGACUGUCCAUUCAUGACAUCCCACAUGCUCACUGGCGGAGCAAACUUCUCGCCAAGUAUCAGGAGAUCCCAUUCUAUCAUAUCUGGAGUGGGAGCCAGCGCCCGCUGCACUGCUCCUUCAGCCUGGAGAGAGGCAGCGUGGCUGUGUCCCAGCUCAGCUGCAAGAUAUGUGUCAGACAGGUGGAGGGGGAGGGCCAGAUAUUCCAGCUGCACACUGACAUCCAGGAGACAUUGCGCCCCCACUCACCACUGCCUGCGGGAGGCACGUGCUUGCCCUCUUCUCAGGUGGGCUCCUAUGCCUUCCGCCUGCCAGUCUCCAUCCGCCAAAAGAUCUGUGCCAGUCUGGACGCCCCAAGCGCCCGCGGCUGCGACUGGAGACUGCUUGCACACAGUCUGGGCUUUGACAGGUACCUGAACUACUUUGCAACUAAACCCAGCCCCACAGGUGUGCUGCUUGACCUGUGGGAAGCCUGUCACCAGGGUGAUGCAGACCUGGUCUCCUUGGCGACCGCUCUUGAAGACAUGGGCAAAAGUGAGGUCUUAGUUGUCAUGACGACAGACGGAGAUUGCUGAUUGGCUAAUCAAAAAGUGUGAGAAGGAGAGAAAUGUGUCACCAUGAAUAAAGAAACCAUUAAUGCCAAUGGAUGGGCAUAAGGAAACUAUAUCCAGUGCACAAACUGUUCCCACACACCAUGAUUACUUGCCAAUAUUACCUCAACUCCAGUGUGUCUGUAUGGAACCCCCGAGGAUGUAGAGCUGCUGUGCCCAGGCUCUUGAGGCUGCUUGCCACUGGCUGGAUGAUCUCCCAGUCUUACAUACACUACUGUGCUCAGUGGUAGCAAAUGGAUCACAUGAUUGGUGAACUGAAAAAAAAUGUGAUGUCAUUUGAUGAAGAUUUUUUUUAUUCUAAUGCAAGUAGCAAGGUAUGCCUGCGUAAACCAUAUUACAAGCUCAUGAUUCCAGAAAUCUUUUUUUCCCCCACUCACACAUACAUUAUUUUCUUCUUUAACACACACACACACACACACACACAAGUACAUGCUAGCAGCCUUGUGUGAAAGUGCAGGAUAAAGCAUCAGUGCAAAAUUGAGAUUGAGGAUUUGUGUCCUGCUUAUCAUUGGAUGCUUAAAAUUCAGCUAUGAGCUGGCUCUAAUCAGUGAGGAAGUGACUCAAGCUCUCUUACAUACACGCACACACAUAAAGAUGUGCUUACGUAUGUCCUUACAUAUGGACAUAGUUACAAAACAGCCAAACACAAAUAUAUAUAUAUAUGAUUGCAUAGGUAGAUAAAUUCACCUAGCAACAGUUAAAGCAUAAUCGAAAGAUUAAUUUUCAUUUUUGCCACCUUCUUUUAAUACAUAUCAAAAAUCCAGUCAUGAAAGUUUGCUGGAUUAUCAAACAGAAGUGGGGAUCUUUCUAUAAAUUACAUGACUACGCUUUAUUUAAUGAAUUUAAUUUCUUCCACUUUGCCCUGGUCAUACUACAAUGAACUACAGUAUCUUGGUUGCUCUUAAUGAAAUUUUCUCUUCAAUUCAUCAUCAUUAAUGCAGGAGAGCUUUCUGAAAGACGUUUCCUAUAGGGAACACACUUUUUUAAGUUAUUGUCCAUAUUAGUGGAUCAUCGGUUGUUUCACUCUUCUCAUUGUAUCUGCUGUUAUGUUAAUGAGUACAAAUCUCUGCAUUUGUGCUUGACAGCAGUGGCAUUACAUUUCUACUGACAGGCUGACCCACAGGGAAUGAUUUAAUGGGCUUUAAUGGGAGGUCAUAUUUUGUGGUCAGCUUCUCUAAAUGCUGACUAACAUUAUAUUAGUUUAACUGUAAUGCUAGCCAGUGAAACAGGUAAUAAAGGUGAUUGCUAGAUUGAAGUAGAAUGGUUUGUGAUCCUCUGUUGGCAAGUACAUAGAACCAUUGUAUCUUAACUGGUGGCAUUAACCACUGUUCAGAAUUUAGGGUCAACCAAUUGUGGGGCUUCUGUUAAGUUAUAAAGAGUAGCCUUUAAAAAUGGCACAGCUGCUCUUUCAGCUAUAUGGUGUAACGCUCCCUGUGUUGGCUACAUGUGCUUUGGAAAUGUAACAGCCAUGACCUUCCUGGGCCUUUUAACAUUAUCUGUUCAUGCUGUCAUUAAAACAUGUUUUUGUUGUUGUUGUUUUAAUGCUGCUACCUAUUUUCCUUUUUUUGCAAAAGUGUUCAGAUAUCCUCUGAAAAAAUACAAGCAGUAUAUGUCCAUCUCUCAGAAAGAGUGACUAGCUCUUAUGUGUGUGUCUUUGGUGCUAUUGAAUGUGUGCUGGUGGAUGGGCCUCAUCAUUUCAUAGUAACUAUUUCAUUUUACGUCUUUGCAAGUUCUAUGCAAGUACAAAACAGACCUCUUUAAGUUUUAUGUUUGAUGUGUAUGUAUGUGUUUGGGAAUUUUCUUCUUGUGUUCCUGUCAUAUGCUGUAAUAGGCCUUAAAGGGCAAAAAGAUUCUCUAUGGCCCCCAUAGCAGCCACAGACAGUCCAUAAUGGCUCUUGGGAGUGGCCUUAGGACAGGGCUACGUAAUGAUCCCUGCCAAUCUGCUGAGACACGUGGAGGCAUGUCAGGAUCAUUGCAAAACAGACCACAAUCAGCAUAACUUCUUAAGAGGAUUAAAAUAGGACUUCCACAUCAGUGGAGGGAUUGGCAGUUGUGAUGACGAAGACUGUAAUGAAAGCUAAUGAGCACAUGUAGCCUUUUGACCCUGGGUGUGCCGCUGAGCUUAACCCCCUCCUAGUCCAAACAAGGCCGCUCAUCAGGGAUGAGGCACUGAGUAGAUUGCUUCAAGUUUCUUCAGGUUUGGAAUCCACUUCUUUCAGGAUGGUGGUUGCUAUUCACUGGAGAACUCUUGUGGUUGAAAUUGAUCCCAUUUUGUUCAGAUGUCAUUCUUCAAGAGAGUGGGUAAACUCUCAGAACUCUGACAACACUUCUUUUUUUCAUUUAACACUGUAAAGCUCUAUUGUACAUAAAUGUUUAGCCUUCUUACUGUAACUAAAUAUAAUUUUUAUGCAAUAAAUUAUAUUUCCUAGUUUAAC
Molecule: messenger RNA, 5943 nt
Organism: Electrophorus electricus (electric eel)
Lineage: Eukaryota; Metazoa; Chordata; Actinopteri; Gymnotiformes; Gymnotidae
Gene: unc5b
Product: unc-5 netrin receptor B
Biological process (GO): anterior/posterior axon guidance; netrin-activated signaling pathway
Cellular component (GO): membrane
Molecular function (GO): netrin receptor activity; protein binding
Source: RefSeq, a predicted model, not a curated record